CCGCUGUCUUUUUACCUCUCUCGCCUCUCUCUUUCUGGCCACUCUUGCUCUCUUUCUAAGCGCCCCAUUCACAAAGCCUUCUCUCUCAUAAAGCCCUCUCUCCCCCUCUCUAGAAGCAGAUCGACCACCUCUCUCUCUAAAUCAGAUUACCAACAAGAGGAACAAAAGGAUCAGAUUGACCACCUCUUUCUCUGUAUAAAAUCAUAUUACGAGAAAAAAGGAGCUAAACUUCAAAUUUGACAGCAAGAUGUCUGGAAGAAAUCGCAUGCCUUCCCAUGUGAUCAAGGGCGGUCCACGUGGAUUACCACCUAUGCGUGACAUGCCCUAUGCUCGGGGUCCCGCUCCCAUGCCUCAUCCUGCUCUUCUUGAGGAAAUGAGAGAGGCACCAUUUGGUCGUGGGCCCCCCCUCCCACCACACCCUGCCAUUAUUGAGGAGAGGCUGGCUCACCAACACCAAGAAAUCCAAGGUCUCCUUGUUGACAACCAGCGAUUGGCUGCCACCCAUGUGGCCUUGAAGCAAGAAUUGGCUGCUGCCCAACAAGAGCUCCAACACAUGUCUCACACUGCUGGGAAAAUGCAAGCUGAGAAAGAUAUGCAAUUGAGGGAGGUUUAUGAGAAAUCCUUGAAAAUGGAGGCUGACUUGCGAGCUGCUGAUGCCAUGAGAAAUGAGCUUUUGCAAGUGCGUGCUGAUAUUCAGAAGCUCAAUGUGGAUAGGCAGGAGCUGGCGUCUCAGGUCCAAGCCCUCACUCAGGACUCAACGAGAGCCAAUGCUGAUUUGCAGCAGGUCCCAUCAUUGAAGGCUGAAAUAGAGAGCAUGAAACAGGAGCUACAGAGAGCUAGGGCUGCCAUUGAGUACGAGAAGAAGGGGCAUGCUGACAACUAUGAGCAGGGUCAGGCUAUGGAGAAGAAUUUGAUUGCCAUGGCUCGUGAGGUGGAGAAACUGAGAGCUGAGAUUGCGAAUGCAGAGAAGCGAGCUCGUGCUGCUGCAGCAGCCGCAAAUCCAGAUUAUGGAGCUACAGGUGCAGGUUAUGGUGGAAACUACGGGAACCCAGAGAUGGGUUAUGGUGGAAACUCAUACCCUGCUGCUUAUGGCAUGCAUGCGGUUCAGGGUGGACCGGAAGGUGCACCCCAGUAUGGGCCUGGAGCUAGUGCCUGGGGUGCAUAUGACAUGCAACGAGCUCAUGUACGUAGAUAAAUAAGUAUUCAAUGUCAUGCUCUCCUGUGGCGAAUACAAUACUUUGUAGGGAUCAUCAGCUAUGACUUUGAGGCUGCGUAAAUUGGGGAUGACAGCUGUUGUAAUCUGGAGUCAACAGAUUGGGAAUCCAUCAUACUCUACCCAAAUGAGUUGCUGUGUAAGACAUGAAGGGAUUUAUUUGACAGAAGUGGGCAUUUUUCUUGGGGUAAAAUAUCAUUGAAGUAACCCCUUGCAAAAUCAGGGUAAAAUGUUUCCAAUUAACAUUUGAGGGUUGUUUUUUCUUUUUUAUUUUAUUUAAAUAUUUAUCCUCAAAGAAAGCAAAUUCCAAAUCGCCAAUGUUAAGGAUUAAGAAAGAAGAACAGUAAAAGGCAUUUUAGGAGUUUAAUUCCCAAGAGCCCUCAAUUGAAUGACAGAAAUAUCCAAGUUAUUUAGAGUUAUAAAUGAAGAAUGCAUUGUUUAGAAUUAGUAAUUAAGGAAGAACAAGAGUUAUUUUUGUUAUUUGGCAAGCAAAUUCCAUGCAUGUACCAAACGACAAAAAUGCCGUUAAUUGCUAAUUUGAAUUAGUUUGUUUCUCAUUUGUAUACCUAAACCUUAACAAGCAUGAUAUUUUGGCAUUUGGUUGGGGUUUUUUGGGAGAUCAAAUUAUUAAAAUGCCCCUAAUUUUUUCUCCUUCCCAAUAACCAAGGAGAAUUAGGGAAUUUUUUUACAUAUUUUUUUCUUUUUUAAAGAGAUAUUCAUGGGAAAUGAAAAGAAAAAAACAACCUCUUAAAUGUUAAUUGGAACCAUUUGACCUUUUUUAAUGAUUUUGUUAAGGGGUUUAACCUUUUAAAACAAUAUUUUCCUCUUUUAUUUCAAGUUAAAUGAGUAUGCUUAGGGUUUCAAAAUAAUGAAAGUUAUCAUUUUGUCAUUAUUCAAGCUUUGUUUCAAUUAUUUGAGGUCGAUUACAUAAAUUAUGUUUCGCUAUUCUGCUUUAUCAAUUGUCAUACAUAAGUUUAGAUAAGUUUAGAAUUUAUUAAAAUAUACGGCAAAGUUUUAUGCUGACUGUUCUCUUAUUUUUAAUUAGCAUGCAUAUGGGAAUCAUGGGCUCACCAAAAUUUCCGUGUGCUCAUGUAUUUUAUGAUCGUUAGGCCUCGUCUUUAACAUCAAUGAAGCUUUUCUCGAGUAUUGUUGUGAUAAACUUUUAAAUACUUUUUUAUAUAUUCAAAUGUUUUUAUUUUGGAUCGGGUUCGGAUCCACCCAGAUUUGGAUCUGGAUUUGAAAUUAUAUAUAUAAGAUUUGAAUUAGAAUCUGGAUCCGUAUCGGAUCCAAUGUUGUAUAUUAUAAAGUUAAAAUAUAAUUAUAAAAGUUCAAAUAAUUAUAUAUAUUAUAUAUACGG
Molecule: messenger RNA, 2570 nt
Organism: Amborella trichopoda
Lineage: Eukaryota; Viridiplantae; Streptophyta; Magnoliopsida; Amborellales; Amborellaceae
Source: RefSeq, a predicted model, not a curated record